Messenger RNA from Octopus sinensis (East Asian common octopus), 2406 nucleotides. Its product is annotated as MICOS complex subunit Mic60. The coding region runs from base 90 to 2279 and encodes 729 amino acids. Gene Ontology annotation, cellular component: MICOS complex. The record is from RefSeq and is a predicted model, not a curated record. The transcript is spliced from 13 exons. Gene Ontology annotation, biological process: cristae formation. Lineage: Eukaryota; Metazoa; Mollusca; Cephalopoda; Octopoda; Octopodidae.
CGUGCUUCUGAGCAGGUUCAAGGAGAACAACUCCCGACUUCCGGUUUUCUAUCCAUGUCGCUUCCUGUCGGUGGCUUGUUAGCAGCGCAAUGUGGAAAUCAAGUCGGGGUGUUUCAGCAAGAUUAAGGCGCUGUUGUGUUGCUAAGUACCAGCAGGCCUUAAUACACUCAAGAAGAAAGCUGUCAACACAAGCUCCAGGUUCUGGAUCCGCUUUGAAACUUGGUAAAUGGAUCUUAGGGACUGGCUUAACAGGUUUCACUGGUGUCGUUGGUUAUGCUUGGUAUGAUCCUUCGGUGAAGAAUGCUAUUGAACAAAACAUUCCCUAUUCCAAAGAGGCCUUGAAACCAAUCUUUGAUGUGUUGCCUGAAAAAGUUACUCUUCCUACACUGCCUCCCCAUAUAAAGCAGUAUUUGCCAUGGUCAACAACAGAAGAACCGGCACCACAAGAAGCCCCAAAACCUGUGAAAAAGGUCCCUAAAUUACCUGAUCCUGAAGAAAUAAAGAGAAAAGAAGCUGCCGAGAAAAAGUUAGCAAUGGCUAAAAAGGCCGAAGAAGAAAAGAGAUUAGAAGCUGAAAAACUAUCAAAGAAGAAGAAGACAGAGGCAGAAAAACACGAAGAAAAAACUUUGGAAACUGCCAGACAGAAAGCUGAAGUGGAACGUCAGUUGAAGGAGAAACAAGCUGUAGAGGCUGCAGAAAAUGAAGCUCUUGUACUCAUAGUUACCACGGCAAUGAAGAAUGCUAAGGAGGCAGCAGCCAGAGCAAAUGAAUCUAUGGGAAAAAGAGUGGAAGCAGUAAAGCAACAUGCCAAAUUCCUCAAGAAUGCAAUGGAGGAUGCUUCAGCAGUUUUGGAGAAAGACAGUCAGUGGCAAGCUGUAGCCAGUGCAUAUGAGAUACGUCAAGCUGUCACAAAUGAAUGUGAUAAGAAGGUGAUGAAUGCCAGAUUACAAUUAGAAAAACUUCGUAAAACAUUAGAUGAUGGUUUUGGUAACACUGCUACCAAACACAAUGCACUAUUGAUUGAUGGACAGGAGUUAUUUAAUAAUAUUUCACACAGCUUGAAUAUAUCUUCAAGUGAGGUAUCUAGAGCAGAAAGUGAAGGCAAAAUGGCUGAGAAGUAUAAACAUCUUGUGGAUCAAAGCCGGGAGAAAUUUCGAAGAGAGCUCGAAAGUAUUGUGCCUAGUAUAAAACUCGGUGAUAGACAAAGUAAAAAGAUGUCUGAAGAGGACCUAAACUCAUUGAUUGUUCAUGCCCACACUCGCAUUGAUCAGUUACAGAAACAGCUUGCUAAACAGGUUGCCUUGGAGCAGGAAAGGUUCCAAGAAGCAGUGCGUGAACAACGGGCAGAUGAUGCCAAAAGAGCUGAUGUAAAACUGAAUGAAGAGUUAGACUUUGCGAAGAAACAAUUUGAAAUUGAAAAAGAAAAAUUACUGAUGAAAGCUGCAAUUCAAUUUGAAGAAGAUUUACGAUCACAUCUAGCACGUCAAGCUGCAGCUCAUAGUUGUCACCUGAAGGAUGCUCUCGAAGUACAUGAGAAAGAACUUGAGACAGAGUUUGAUAAGAGACUGAAUAUAAAGAUUCUGGAAGAACGAGCUACCUUCCAGACAGAGAUGUCUGGUUGGAUUGGUCGGCUGAAAGGUAUUGAAGCUGCAGUUGAAGCCCGAGCAGAAACAGAGAAAUUAGCUAAACAAGCUCAAGAGUUAUGGCUGGCUUGUGUAGCUCUUAACGGCGUCAUUCGACAGGGGCGUAAAAAUAUACUGUCUAAUGAAAACCAAUUGAAACCGUUGAAGAAAGAAAUCAGAACAGUUACUGAUGCUGGGCAGAACCAUCCAUUUGUGUCAACAAUCUUAAACUCUAUCCCUGCAGUGGCAAUUGAACGUGGAGUUUGGACAGAGGAUGCUCUGAAGGAGCGUUUUAUUAAAGUGAAAAAAGUGUGUAAAAACGUGGCUAUGAUAGAAGCUCCAGGCUCAUCAUUGUUUAAGUAUCUUCUCUCCUACUUACAGUCGUUUCUUAUAUUUGAGGCUGCAUACAUCAAGAAAGAGAAAGAUCUAAUAGAUGUUGAAGAACUGACUACUUUUGCCAUUUUGGCCAAUGCCGACCAUUAUCUCGAAAAAGGUGAUAUUGAGAGAGCUGUGCGCCUCAUGAAUCAAUUACACGGCCAGUCCCGGUACGUAGCUUCCGACUGGCUCCAGGAAGCCAAACUGUUCCUCGAGACACGACAAGCUGCUGAAGCUCUUAUUGCAUUCGCAGCAGCCCGAGGACUAGGACAGUUAUUUUAGGUUUGUAACUGAUUUCAUACUUGAUCAGCCCUUAUUUAAUACAGAUCAUUGAUGAGGUCAUCAUAGUUAUAACAGAGAUAUAUAAAACAAAAAAAAAAAAAAACCAACCACUUGUGUGUAUGUACGA